This is a messenger RNA of Chanos chanos (milkfish), 1650 nucleotides long. It is a transcript of the gene svopa, whose product is annotated as SV2 related protein a. NCBI's taxonomy places the organism in Eukaryota, Metazoa, Chordata, Actinopteri, Gonorynchiformes, Chanidae. The coding region runs from base 1 to 1650 and encodes 549 amino acids. Gene Ontology annotation, molecular function: transmembrane transporter activity. The transcript has 16 exons. The record is from RefSeq and is a predicted model, not a curated record. Gene Ontology annotation, cellular component: membrane. Gene Ontology annotation, biological process: transmembrane transport.
AUGGACGAUGAUUUGUUUCAGCUUAGACAGCUCCCCGUGGUCAAGUUUCGCCGUACGGGUGAAAGCACUCGGUCGGAAGAUGAAAACGUGGCCAGGGAUCCCGGUAUCCAGAUCGACGCGGGCCAGACCGACAUGGAGUCUGUUGCUUUGGCGGACGGUGCCCCUGUACCCAGAGAGUUUGCCAACCCCACAGACGACACUUUCAUGGUUGAGGAUGCGGUGGAAGCCAUCGGCUUUGGAACAUUCCAGUUCAAACUCUCCAUCCUCACUGGCCUAUCCUGGAUGGCUGACGCGAUGGAGAUGAUGAUCCUCAGUAUUUUAGCUCCACAGCUCCAUUGUGAGUGGAGACUGCCGAGCUGGGAGGUUGCUCUGCUCACUUCGGUGGUGUUCAUAGGAAUGAUGAUUAGCUCUUCACUGUGGGGGAACAUCUCUGACAAGUACGGCAGAAAAACAGGUCUGAAGAUGAGCGUGUUGUGGACCAUGUUCUAUGGACUCCUCAGUGCGUUCGCUCCCAUUUACGGUUGGAUCCUGUUCCUGCGGGCGCUGGUGGGCUUCGGGAUCGGAGGAGCUCCUCAAUCAGUGACCCUGUAUGCUGAGUUUCUUCCAAUGAGGUCAAGAGCAACAUGUAUCCUGCUCAUAGAGAUAUUCUGGGCACUGGGCACGGUGUUUGAGGUGCUUCUUGCCAUCCUGGUGAUGCCAACCUUGGGCUGGCGCUGGCUGCUUGCCCUUUCUACGAUACCCCUCUUUGUCUUCGCCAUCCUCUGCUUCUGGCUGCCAGAAAGUGCCCGGUACGAUGUAUUGACGGGGAACCAGGAGAAAGCUCUGGCCACACUAAAACGCAUCGCCACGGACAACAACGUCCCCAUGCCCCUGGGAAAGCUCAUCGCCGCCCGACAGGAGGACCGGGGGAAGAUUCAAGACUUGUUUUCGCCGCAUUUUCGCUGGACCACCGUCCUCCUGUGGUUUAUCUGGUUCUCAAACGCGUUUUCUUACUAUGGUCUGGUUUUGCUGACCACUGAGCUAUUCCAAGAGGGCGGGGCAUGUGGUCAGGCCACAGGCAGUAAAACAGAGCCAAGGUGCAGUUUGGAAUGCAAGUACCUGAAUUCAGACGACUAUAAAGACCUGCUGUGGACCACCCUGUCUGAAUUUCCAGGCCUGCUGGUGACCUUGUGGGCUAUUGAUCGGCUAGGCCGGAGGAAGACUAUGGCACUGUGUUUCUUCAUCUUCUCCCUGUGUAUGGUGCCACUCUAUGCAUGCGUGGGAAGGACCUCCCUGACGGUGUUGAUAUUCAUAGCGAGAGCUUUCAUCGCUGGAGGUUUCCAGGCAGCGUAUGUUUACACCCCUGAGGUGUAUCCCACGGCAACACGGGCCCUGGGUUUGGGAACCAGUAGCGGGAUGGCCAGAGUUGGUGCUCUCAUCACUCCAUUUGUGGCACAGGUGAUGCUGGAAUCCUCUGUGUACCUGACACUGUCCGUGUACUGCUGCUGCUGCCUGCUGGCCGCCGUGGCCUCCUGCGCACUGCCCAUCGAGACCACGGGGAGGGGCCUGCAGGAGUCCAGUCACAGAGAGUGGGGGCAGGAGAUGAUGGGCCGCGCCUCCACGCACAGCCCCGAGGCCAUCCCCCGCUCCAGCUCCGGAUCCCAGGACUGA